Myiozetetes cayanensis is the source of this 945-nucleotide messenger RNA. RefSeq names its product sialic acid binding Ig like lectin 15 (gene SIGLEC15). The transcript has 5 exons. Gene Ontology annotation, cellular component: plasma membrane. Gene Ontology annotation, biological process: regulation of actin cytoskeleton organization; regulation of osteoclast development; regulation of bone resorption. Bases 1 to 924 code for a protein of 307 amino acids. The record is from RefSeq and is a predicted model, not a curated record. NCBI's taxonomy places the organism in Eukaryota, Metazoa, Chordata, Aves, Passeriformes, Tyrannidae.
AUGAGAGAGUUUGGCUUGGUUCUCCUGUGUCUGCUUCGCAUCUCCAGGAAGGGUGUGCAGUCCAACAGCUGGUCCGUCCACGUCCCGUCUGAUGUUACUGGUGAGCUUGGGAAGAUGGUGAUCCUGCCCUGCACCUUCACACACCCCUACAAGGCCUUUGACCGGACCCUCACUGCCAUUUGGAGGAUCAAGGAGCCUUACAACGGCACCAUAGUGUUCAAGUGCGUGAGCCAGAGCACCAGCGAGCUCUGUAAGACUGCCAUCAGCUACAAGAACAAGUACAAACUGCUGGGCAACCCCCGGCACAAGGACCUCUCCAUCAGGAUUGACAACCUGACCUGGAGCGACAGCGACAGAUACUUCUGCAGGGUGGAGCUGGCCGGAGAUAUCCACGACAAGUAUGAAAGCAGGAGUGGGAUAAAGCUGCACCUGAUUGCUGCCCCCAGGAUCAUCAACAUCACGGUCAGCUCCAAGGGGGAUCACACGUUCCAGGCCCGCUGCACCGCCGAGGGGGAGCCAGCGCCCGCCCUGACCUGGACAGGGCCCCCCUACCCCAACCUCACCUCCACCAGCAGCGCGGGCCACCGGGUCACCAAGGAGCUGCGGUACCUGACCCACGACGGGAAAUACACCUGCACCGCCGUCAACAGCCACGGCAGGGCCGAGGGGGCCGUCUACUUCUACAAAUUCAAGGCCUCCGACAGCUCCUUCUUCAUGGUCCUGGUCUUGGUGCCGCUGGGAGUCAAGGUGCUCGUUCUGCUGGCCAUGCUGAGCUGCACUGUUUUCUCCAGAGAAGGUCCCUCCUCUGCUCCCUCCAGCCUGGUCAGGCCACAGCUGCCAGACUGCACCUACGAGAACUUCGACCGCAGGCUCGGCGGGAGCCAGACCCUGCCAGGGGGGAGAGCAGCGCCCAGGCGCAGCUGAGGAGAUCCCACCCCCACCUGC